AUGUCCUCACCCAUAGAGCCCGUAGAGGAGAAGGCCAAGCAAGAGCUCGAAAGCCUUGUCGACCGCGACGUCGACUCAACCGACUCCGACGUCCGGUACAUGGCGUACGGUGCACGUCUCCGGACUGUCUUACGCGCCGGGCAGCGUUACAUCGCCUAUACCAGUGAUGUUGGAGAAGCAUUUCGCCCAGUCGUACCACCAGCAGUCGUGACGGCUGCCUAUGGUAUUUCUUGGUUGUACCUCGGCGGAGACGUUGCAUAUGAGGCGUACAAGGCACACCGGAGAGGGCCGUCUCCUUUGGAGGCAGCACAUUUCUCUGAGCCGACCAGAAUUGGCAUGGUCGCCGUGAAACGCGCCACCUUCCAGUCUAUCGCGUCCAUGGCACUCCCGGCCUUCACCAUUCACACUGCCGUGCAUCAGGCGAAAAAGGCCUUUGCGAACGCGAAGAACCCGCGUGUCAAGACGUGGGGCCCAACCGCGACCGGUCUCGCCAUCGUACCAAUCUUGCCCUAUCUAUUUGACAAGCCUGUAGAGCACGCGACAGACGCUGCAUUCGAAUGGAUAGAGAAGCAGAUCUAUGAGCGGGAGAACAAGGCGUGA
Fomitopsis serialis is the source of this 600-nucleotide messenger RNA. RefSeq names its product mitochondrial 18 KDa protein-domain-containing protein. NCBI's taxonomy places the organism in Eukaryota, Fungi, Basidiomycota, Agaricomycetes, Polyporales, Fomitopsidaceae. The transcript is spliced from 4 exons. Gene Ontology annotation, biological process: mitochondrial fission. Gene Ontology annotation, cellular component: mitochondrion. The record is from RefSeq and is a predicted model, not a curated record. The coding region runs from base 1 to 600 and encodes 199 amino acids.